AUGACCACUAGUACUUGGAGAGCUGUCCGUCUCAGUAGCUCUUUAAGUCAGUUGCCAGAAUACGCUCUAAAACCAGCUUUUACCCCUAACAAGGCCGCUGCUGCCAAGUUCAACGAAUCCUUAGCACAAACCGCUAAGCAUGCCGAAGGUACUACUAGUUUCUGGGCCAAAGUUUCUGUAUUUGUAGCUUUACCUGCCAUCCUUUUGGUUGCUGUCAACACUUACUUUGUUGAAAAAGAACAUUACGAACACAGACAACACUUGGCAAAAGUCAGCGAUGAAGAUUGGCCUGUUCAAUACGAAUUCCAAAACAUCCGUUCCAAGCCUUUCUUCUGGGGUGACGGGGACAAGACCUUAUGGUGGAACCCUGUGAUCAACAGAAACGUCAAGAACUAG
This is a messenger RNA of Henningerozyma blattae CBS 6284, 396 nucleotides long. Its product is annotated as cytochrome c oxidase subunit VIa family protein. The record is from RefSeq and is a predicted model, not a curated record. The transcript has a single exon. Bases 1 to 396 code for a protein of 131 amino acids. Lineage: Eukaryota; Fungi; Ascomycota; Saccharomycetes; Saccharomycetales; Saccharomycetaceae. Gene Ontology annotation, molecular function: enzyme regulator activity. Gene Ontology annotation, cellular component: mitochondrial inner membrane. Gene Ontology annotation, biological process: mitochondrial electron transport, cytochrome c to oxygen.